UGCUAACCCCUUUGUUAUCUCCAUACUUUCCAUGCAGCCUUGGGUCUUUUCCAAGGUUUUGAUCUAAGCCAUGACUAAACCUCCUCCAUUUUCUCUCACGGCAUUUGGCUGUGUCCUAUUCUUCUUAUCCUCCUCUGUUGUUUUAGCACUCACCGACGCAGAAGCCUCGUUCAUUGCGCAGCGACAGCUCUUGACAUUACCUGAGAACGGCGAUCUUCCUGAUGAUAUCGAGUAUGAGGUCGAUCUCAAGGAGACGUUUGCCAACAAUAGGCUUAAAAGAGCUUAUAUAGCUCUCCAAGCAUGGAAAAAAGCAGUCUAUUCAGACCCGUUUAACACCACCGGAAACUGGCAUGGUCCGCACGUGUGUGGCUACACAGGCGUGUUUUGUGCACCGGCUCUUGAUGAUCCUAGCGUCGCGGUUGUGGCCGGCGUAGAUCUUAAUGGUGCAGAUAUUGCGGGACAUUUACCCGUUGAGCUUGGUUUGAUGACGGAUGUGGCCAUGUUCCAUUUGAAUUCGAACCGGUUUUGUGGUAUCAUACCCAAGAGUCUGGAUAGGUUGAAGUUAAUGUAUGAGUUCGAUGCCAGCAACAACCGUUUCGUCGGACCUUUCCCUUCGGUUGUCCUUUCGUGGCCGGCUGUUAAAUUCAUCGACCUUAGGUUCAAUGAUUUCGAAGGUCAAGUCCCUCCUCAGCUUUUCAAGAAGGAUCUCGAUGCCAUUUUCUUGAACAACAACAGAUUCACUUCCACCAUUCCUGAGUCUCUUGGAGAAUCCUCAGCUUCCGUCGUGACCUUCGCUCACAACAAAUUCAACGGUUGUGUCCCUAAAAGUAUUGGGAACAUGAAGAAUCUCAACGAAAUCAUAUUCAAGGACAACCGUCUUGGAGGCUGUUUCCCAUCGGAGAUCGGGAAGCUAGCCAAUGUGAACGUUUUUGAUGCUAGCAUGAACUCGUUCACGGGUGUUUUACCGCAGAGCUUUGUUGGGCUUACUGGCGUCGAAGAGAUUGAUAUCUCUGGAAAUAAACUCACUGGGUUUGUGCCGGAGAAUAUCUGCAAGUUGCCUAAGUUGGUUAACUUGACGUACGCCUACAAUUACUUCAACGGACAAGGUGAUUCGUGUGUCCCAGGUAGUCAGAAGGAGAUUGCAUUGGACGAUACACGUAACUGCUUGCCAGAUAGGCCUAAACAACGGUCGGCCAAGGAAUGCGCGGUCGUGAUUAGUCGUCCCGUUGAUUGUAGUAAGGACAAGUGUGCUGGUGGCGGUUAUAGUCCCUCUACACCAUCGAAGUCGAAGCAACCAUCACCUGUGCCAUCUCGGCCUGUACAUAAUCCACAACCACCGAAAGAGUCACAAAAACCAAAUGACCCAUCUGACCAGUCUCCUGUGAAGUUCAGGCGUAGCCCGCCUCCCCCGCAGCCGCAUCACCCGGUGGUUUCUCCUCCGUCUCAUAUUCAGUCUCCACCGCCUCCGGUAUAUUCUCCACCGCCACCACCAAUUCAUUCACCACCACCACCGGUACAUUCUCCUCCACCACCAGUCCACUCACCACCACCGCCCCCACCAGUCCAUUCACCACCACCACCGGUACAUUCUCCUCCACCACCAAUCCAUUCACCACCACCACCGGUACAUUCUCCUCCACCACCAGUCCACUCACCACCACCGCCCCCACCAGUCCAUUCACCACCACCACCGGUACAUUCUCCUCCACCACCAAUCCAUUCACCACCACCACCGGUACAUUCUCCUCCACCACCAGUCCACUCACCACCACCGCCCCCACCAGUCCAUUCACCACCACCACCGGUACAUUCUCCUCCACCACCAAUCCAUUCACCACCACCACCGGUACAUUCUCCUCCACCACCAGUCCACUCACCACCACCGCCCCCACCAGUCCAUUCACCACCACCGCCGGUUCAUUCUCCACCCCCACCACCGGUACAUUCUCCUCCUCCGCCAGUCUAUUCUCCACCACCACCUGUCCACUCACCACCACCCCCAACACCAGUCUAUUCACCUCCAUCACCGGUUCAGAAACCACAAGCUCCGAAAGAGUCACCACAACCAAAUGAUCCAUAUGAUCAGUCUCCAGUGAAGUUCAGACGCAGCCCGCCUCCGCCACAUCAAUCACAUCCCCCAACGGUUUCUCCUCCACUUCCAGUCCACUCACCACCAUCACCUGUCCAUUCACCACCAACAGUGUAUUCAUCUCCAUCACCGGUUCAGAAACCACAACCUCCAAAAGAGUCACCACAACCAAAUGAUCCAUAUGAUCAAUCUCCAGUGAAGUUCCGACGCAGCCCACCUCCGCCACAUCAAUCACAUCCCCCAACGGUUUCUCCUCCAGUUCCAGUUCAUUCUCCACCGCCACCGGUAUAUUCUCCUCCACCACCAGUCCACUCACCACCACCACCGGUACAUUCUCCUCCACCACCAGUCCAUUCACCACCACCACCGGUAUAUUCUCCUCCACCACCACCGGUACAUUCUCCUCCACCACCAGUCCAUUCACCUCCACCGCCAGUCCAUUCACCUCCACCACCCGUUUAUUCUCCACCGCCGCCACCACCAGUCCAUUCACCACCACCACCGGUAUAUUCUCCACCGCCACCAGUCCACUCUCCUCCACCACCAGUCCAUUCACCACCUCCACCAGUCCAUUCACCUCCACCACCACCGGUAUAUUCUCCCCCGCCACCAGUCCACUCUCCUCCACCACCUGUUCUCUCCCCACCGCCACAGUCUUCACCGCCAAUUCAAUCUCCACCACAAACACCGGUCAACUCUCCUCCCCCACGAACACCGACACAGACCACAGAGGCACCACCUCCAAGUGAUGAAUUCAUCAUACCACCAUUCGUUGGUCACCAAUAUGCAUCGCCGCCACCUCCAAUGUUUCCGGGUUAUUAAUAUUAGAGAGAUUUAAUUCUAUAUUAUGAAUCGCGUCGUGAGAGAGAAAAAAAUGAUCAGAAAACUUGAGCAAGACAAAAGAAGAAAAAAAUGAUGGCAAUGUAUCCAAGUAGCAUUAACUCCUUACAAAGAAUCAUAUGAAGUUUGUGUAGUAACAAUUAACAACAUCUUUUUUGGUACAUGAAAGAUUUUACAUUUUUAAAAGGAAGAAGUUGUUAUGCUUCUUCUCUUGUGUUGUUAAGGCCGUUUCACGAUGAUGGUAUCUGAGAAUCUACAGUUUCCAAUCUCGAUCUUAAGUGAACUGAAAAUUAAUGUAAUCCAAUAAGCAUGAUCUUCACAA
Messenger RNA from Brassica oleracea var. oleracea, 3251 nucleotides. RefSeq names its product pollen-specific leucine-rich repeat extensin-like protein 3. The record is from RefSeq and is a predicted model, not a curated record. The coding region runs from base 71 to 2911 and encodes 946 amino acids. Lineage: Eukaryota; Viridiplantae; Streptophyta; Magnoliopsida; Brassicales; Brassicaceae. The transcript is spliced from 2 exons. Gene Ontology annotation, molecular function: protein binding.